GGCUCUUUCUCGUCUCACCACCAUUUCGAUCUCAUUUAUUUUUCAAUCUACCUACCUACCUACUAGCUAGAUCCUUGUCAUAAUAAGCAACUUAGCUAGCUACUAGUAUCAUAUAUCUGCACCAUGGACCCCUCCACUGAAGCAACUACUGAAGAAGCGGCCAAAGCUACAGCUGAUCCCAAGAAGGAGGAAGAUCCAAGCAAGUCAUCAGCUCCAGAAACUACUACUGAAAAAGACCAGAAAACCAAGAAUGCAGCUGCCAAGACUGCUGAAGCUACCAGUGAUUCCAACGAGAAGGAGUUUGGAAUCUCUGUCUAUCUGUCUCCUGAUCAUGUUGGUUUUUCGGCGGUCCUCAAGGCUCGAUAUUCCGAUUUUGUGGUGCAUGAAGUUGGUUGGGAUGGAGCACUAGCUACUCUUAGUAGUGCCAACAACAAUAAUAAUGAUAAUGAUGGUCAAGAUCCAGAAGACAAACCACAAAAUCCAAACACGGAAACUCAAAAUGACAAAUCUGACAAAACUGAUAAAAAGAGAAAACGAGAGGAGCAAGAUUCCUCCAACACAACAAAAGCAGAAGAAGAAGAAAAUGGAGCUGCCAACAGCAAGAGUCAAAAGACUGACGACCAAAAAUCGCCUGGCAAUGACAAUGACAAAACCACCAAAGAGGAGACUCCUUGGGAGAAUCUACAAACUGAAUUUGCCAAAAUUGUGGGACCAAAAGAAGCACAGACGGUCUUGGAUUUUCUCAAACAGGAUGCCACAGCUGAGAAACAACAACAAGAGGAGGAAACUAAAGCAAAAUUAUUUGUAGCACUCCCUCCCAUUGCUGACAAGGACACACGACGACAAGUCCAUCAAUGGAUCAAAUCCUCGGCCAUUCAUGCCAUUGCCACGGCCGAUACAGCCGAUGACGACCAGGGAAACAAGGUCAUUCGAUUCUGGCCGCUACGACACGAAACCAAAAUGCCCAAUCACGGACAAUUUCAUCGAUCCAAAGGACGCAAUAGCAAACACAGCAAUAACAACAAAGUCAAGAAACAAAAGGCGCCUCCGGGAUCACCCUAUCUCCAAUUUGUACUCUACAAGGAAAACUGCGAUACCCACACGGCCAUUAAACAAAUCACACAACGCAUGAGCACUGGUGGACGAGGAGGAAGAGGUCGCGGUCGUGGAGGACGUGGCAAUGAUCGCGUUCGAGUCGGAUAUUCUGGAAUGAAAGACAAACGUGGUGUUACCACCCAAUUCUGUACGCUGCAGCAUCGAAGUCCUCAUGAAAUUGACUGGGUCAACUAUCAAAGUAGUCGUGGAGGUGGUCAUACCAGCAGGGGCGGAGUGGCAUUGGUCCGUGUGGGAAGCUAUCGUUACGUGUCGGAUGAACUCCGAUUGGGACGGCUCAAAGGCAAUCGAUUCGAUGUCGUGCUGCGCAAUGUGCAAAUUGAUGACGAAGCCAGCAUGAUGGUGACGGACACUACCAAAUUCGAAGCGACCAAGAAGAUUGUUACCACUGCGGCCGACAAUCUCCGAAAUCACGGAUUCAUCAACUACUUUGGGAUGCAACGAUUUGGAAAGUUUCACGACACUCAUUUGGCUGGUGUCGCAUUGCUACAGGGAGAUUUCCAACAGAUUGUGCAUUGCAUAAUGAGACCCAAGAAUGGAGAAGCACCGCGUGUACUGGAAGCACGACAAAAGUGGCAACAGCGCUUUGAUGCUCUGAAAGAUGAUGCCACUGAUGGAGAACGGGCUCAAGUCGAAUCGAGUUGUGCCAAAUCGAUUCUUCGAUCGUUUGGGAGAUUCAUGGCCAGUGAAGUGGCCGUUCUGGAAUCGCUGGCACGAAAUCCACUCGACUACAAACGAGCAUUUUCGUGCAUUGGAAAGACGAUGCGCAUGAUGUUCUUGCAUGCCGUUCAAAGCUUCCUCUGGAACAAGGUGGCUUCCUAUCGCAUUGAAACGAUGGGACGAUUAUCCGUCCUGGUCGGUGAUGUAGUCUAUGCCAAUGACGACAAGACAGCACCCGAGAGAAACAAUACUGCUUCGAAACAGCCCACGGCAGUCAAGGUUGUCACCCAGGAGGACGUCGAUGCCAACAAGUACACCAUGGAAGACUUGAUCCUCCCAUUGCUUGGAACCAAAAGCGUCAAGCCAACCAACGAAUCGAGCAAACUCUUCGACUCGAUCUUGGCGGAGAAUGGGUUGACGAUGGAAAUGUUUCACAAGAUCCAAGACAGAGACUUGGCCAGUUGUCCAGGAGACUAUCGAAAGCUGAUUUGUCGUCCUACAGAUGUGGAUGUGCAAGUGGUGCAAUACAGGGAUCCCGUGCAACCGUUGCUCCAGACGGAUUUGAUGAAACUCAACAAUAUUCCCAUCAAACUGGCAUCAUCAGCGUCAGCAGCUGCAGCAGCAGAUGCCCCACCCCCUUUGCUAGGAGUGGUGGUAGGCUUCACGUUACCCUCGUCUGCCUAUGCGACCAUUGCCCUACGAGAACUCAUGAAGAAGCCCACGUCCAGCGAGUACCAAAAAGAGCUAGGGCUCGGCGGUACGGCUCCACCCGCUUCGGCAGACAACGGUGAACCGGCACUAGCAGCAAGCAAGAACACGGAAUAGACAGGCACGUUGAGCCACCGCUUUCCAGGGCGCGAAAGUUAUCAAGUGGCAGUAACCAAAGACGAUUAAAGUUGUUUGUGGUAUCCCAAUGAUUCCGGUCUAUGCUCUUGUCUCCUCGGGGGGCAGAAUACGGCGGGUGGGCAAAAACUCAAAAGCGAAAAAGGCGGGACAACUAGCUAGCUACGAUUGAAUCUAUAGAUGUUCCGCCACAUUGGAGCGAGUCAAGCAGAUCCCCCCCCCCCCCGAGUUUGGAACCACUAUUGUGAUGAAUCAAUCCAAGGACACCGGAGGAUGUAGCUAUAUGUAGUUAAUGUAAGCCAUGCUAGGUUCUCUUUCUUUAC
This is a messenger RNA of Seminavis robusta, 2939 nucleotides long. NCBI's taxonomy places the organism in Eukaryota, Bacillariophyta, Bacillariophyceae, Naviculales, Naviculaceae. The record is from the annotation of a GenBank genome assembly.